AUGUUUUCGUUCUUGUGGAAUGGCAGCAAGAAGGGCGCGUUGACCUCGUCAACGCUUCCCUCGCACCGCUCGUCGUCAUCACGCCCCGACCCAGCGUCGAUCUGGUCCGCCGACGCCGACUACGACGAUGUGGCGUUCGGCGACACAUCCGAGCCCGGAAGCGCGCCGUACGAUGGUGUAACUCCCGUGCUCAGAGGUCCAUCCAUAUUGGGUUCUCGCGAUCAUUUCGUCGGAGGGCGGCCCGUGUCGAACGACCCUCAAGCCUCAUAUCCGCCUUUGCCCUCCUUCUCGCAACCUUCUUCCACCAAAAGUCGCGAUCCACCCUUGCGACGGACCUUCCGCCAUCUGGAGGGUCUCCUCGCCGAUCGAUCACCGGCAUUGCUCGACUCGCUCGCAGACCCCAUCGUCGCAGCGACGGACCCACAACUUGCUUCCCUCCUUCAGCUCAUUGCGCCAUAUCGUCUUCCGCCAGCCGUCAUCGAAGCGUACACGUUGCACGACGGGCAAGACCCUUUUGCGCUCGGUGGCAUGUCGGAGGGCCUGAUUUGGGGCUUGCGAUGGAUGCCGCUUGAGGAGGUCGAGAGGGAGUGGAAAGCCUGGCGCCAACUCGAAGCUGCCGGUGGAUUGAGCCAUGCCGAUGGCUUUGGCACCUUCAAGAACGGUUCUUCCAACGUCUCGCAAGGCCGCGGGCGGGACCACCCGUACGUCGAAGAAAAUCCGGAUGCCAAGCCGUUCAGUGGGAGGGAGGAAGGUCAUGCGGAUGCAGGGAUGAGCUCGUUCCCGAAUGGCUGGGUACGAUCGAGGUACUCGCACCCGGGUUGGUUACCACUGUUGACCGACCGAUGCGGGAACUACAUUGGCGUUGAUCUGGAUCCACCACCACCGCCACCACGCUCAUCGACGGCAUCAACUUCGCGAGUACCGGGUCUUGCUGCGAGAGGGUAUGGGCAACCCGGUCAAGUCAUCGCAUUUGGUCGCGAAAUCGAUCAAAAAGUCGUGCUGUUCCCCGGUGACGGAAGUGGAGGAUGGGCGAGAUUCUUGGCCGCUUUCGUCGAGGAUGUCGAAAGAGGCGAAUUCGCAGUCUUGGAUCAUCCUUCUGGGCGAGGCAGUUCGAAUACCAAGGCGAAUGGAUGGCGCAAACCGAAUGGCGAUGUCGAGCAGGGGACCGGGGAUCAAUCGCCCAAGAGUGAUGAUGGGUGGGAUGAAGGUGAUGGGAUAGGCGAUCGAGGGUACCUCGACGGACAUUCGUAUGGUGAAGAAGCUGAGGAUUCGGGAGGGGUCGGAAGUGAAGCUAGGAAUUGGUAAGUGCUCGUUAAAAAUCUGACAUUCGUAUAUUCUGUCACCUGAUGCUUUGACGUGUGAUUCUUACAGGGUUUUGCGAUCGGAAUAUCGUCGGUUGAUAGCAACCGUUCCGGGUGGUCUGAUAGGGCUCAUUGCCGAACGCAGUCGUCGGAAAUGGCGCUCGCUCGGAGUUGGGUCGCGCAACACCUCGUCCACGGAUGCUCAAUCGACCAAGGGCAAGCCGCCGUUGGCAAUCAUCGUUCCAGAGACACCAGAGGCCGGGCCAGAAUCGAGCACAACCGUGCGAGCGGGUUCACCGAUGACGAAUGGUGACAACGCCUUGUCACCACCGCAUGUCGAGGUCGUGCUCUCACCUCCGUCGCCGGUCAAGAGCGUUUCCUUUAAUGAUGAAAGAGAAAACGCCUCUCUACCCGAUGAACCCGGGUCGUCGACCUCAUCUUCAACAACACCUUUCAAAUCCGCUCGAGCGCAAUCCAAGUCCCCCGAACACUUGAACGAUGGUCGCUCGCAACGGUCCUCAUCCUCGUCCUCUCGUUCAUCAAGAAGAAUGACUCCAAGCAGGAAGAAUCGACCUCCCGCACCACCUCCAGCAGCUCUCGACCUCCCAACGCGCUUCGACCUCCUCUCCGUUGAAGAUCGUGAACCCGUACAAGAUAGCAUCUCCAUCGCCAUGGACAUUGGCGCCUCUCCUACGACAGCAGACUUUCACCCAGGAGAACGAGAGAUCGAACACGUUUACUUGGACCUGAACGGACGAAAAGAUCCGAGGGAUUCGACUUCGUCUUUGAGGUCCGAGCAUUCGCGUUCGAAUUCGAGGGAGGAAGCCGUUUUAAGAGGUUUGGCCGUCGAUUCGCAGGUUGAUUUACAUGAGGGGGAUGUCAUGGGUUAG
Molecule: messenger RNA, 2191 nt
Organism: Microbotryum saponariae
Lineage: Eukaryota; Fungi; Basidiomycota; Microbotryomycetes; Microbotryales; Microbotryaceae
Source: the annotation of a GenBank genome assembly